CGGCCAAGUAGCCGUUAACUAUCUAAAAGUCGACAUGACGAAAAUGCCGAAGAAAGCUUACCACUAUGACGUCAAGAUCCUGCCAGAGUGCCCAAAGAAGUUCUACAGACAUGCAUUCGAGCAGUUCCGUGUGGAUCAACUGGGCGGUGCCAUUGCCGCCUUUGAUGGCAGAGCAUCCUGCUAUUCGGUGGACAAGCUGAAAACGGACUCUGAAAAUUCGGAAGUCUCUGUGAAAGACGGUCAAGGUCGUGUCUUGACCUAUACGGUGGAAAUCAAGGAGACUGGGGACUUGGAAGUGGAUCUUAGCUCGCUGAAUAACUAUAUGACGACGAGGAUCUUCGACAAGCCCAUGCGGGCGAUGCAAUGUCUGGAGGUUGUGAUGGCGGCUCCUUGCCACAACAAGGCAGUUCGGGCCGGUCGGUCCUUCUUCAAGACCUCCGAGCCCGGUGAGCGCCGGGAAUUGGAAGGUGGCUACGAGGUCCUGGUCGGUCUAUAUCAGGCCGUAGUACUGGGUGAUCAUCCCUUUCUGAAUGCAGAUAUAUCGCACAAGUCAUUUCCAAUUGCCAUGCCGAUGAUCGAAUAUGUGGAGCGAUUCGUCCUAAAGUCGAAAGUCAACACAACAACUAGCCUGGAAAACUCCAGGCGGUUGAUGGAGUCGUUCCUAAAAGGUAUCGAUGUGAUUUACACACCCCCCAAAUCCUUCGCUGCCAACUCGAGGGUGUACAAAGUGAAUGGACUUUCUCGAAGUCCGGCCACCAACCAGACCUUCGAGCACGAGGGCACAACCAUCACGGUGGCGGAUUAUUUCGGGAGUCGCAACUUCAAGUUGCAGUAUCCCCAACUCCACUGCCUGCACGUUGGAUCCCCGACCAAGCAAAUAUACCUGCCCAUCGAGCUUUGCCAAAUCGACGGAGGUCAGGCUCUAAAUCGCAAGGAUGGAGCGACUCAGGUGGCUAACAUGAUAAAGUUUGCAGCCACAUCGACGAACGUCCGAAGGGCCAAGAUCAUGACACUGCUUAAGUUCUUCCAGCACAAUAACGAUCCGACCAUCAGCAGGUUUGGCAUCAAGAUAGCUGCCGAUUUCAUGAUGGUGGACACGAGGACCCUCCGCGCACCAGAGGUGGAGUACCAGGGCAAACAAACGUGCAAGCCGAGGAACGGAUCGUGGCGCAUGGACACCAUGAAGUUCCUGAAGGCCGAGCCCAAGGCCCACAAAUGGGCGAUCGUGUACCAUGAUCCGCCGCAAGGUCGCAAGAUGCCCUACAACCAGGUGAGCGAAUUCGAACGUCAGAUGUUUACCCAAAGCAAGUCGGUAAGCAUAAACUUGGAAGCCAAGGCGGAGAUAAGGACCUUCAAGGACGACCGCUCCCUGGACGAUUGCUUCGGGGAUCUGAAGCGUAAGCAAUGCGAUCUGGCGUUUGUGAUCAUCCCCACCUUCGGUGCUUCCUACGACGUCAUCAAGCAGAAGGCCGAGCUGCAGCACGGCAUCUUGACGCAGUGCAUCAAGCAGUUUACCGUCGAGCGAAAGCUCAAUUCCCAGACCAUUGCCAAUGUCCUACUCAAGGUGAACUCAAAGUUAAAUGGCAUUAAUCACAAGCUCAAGGACGAACCGCGGAUAAAGAACGCGAUGUUCUUGGGAGCCGAUGUGACCCACCCCUCGCCCGAUCAGCGCGAGAUUCCCAGUGUGGUGGGCGUGGCAGCCUCACACGAUCCUUACGGAGCCGCCUACAACAUGCAAUAUCGGCUGCAGCGACCGGCUCUGGAGGAGAUCGAGGACAUGGAGUCGAUAACGAUGGAGCACCUGCGUGUAUAUCGCCAGUACAGGAAGGCCUAUCCCGAUCACAUUCUCUAUUACCGCGACGGUGUGAGCGACGGCCAGUUUCCAAAGAUCAAGAACGAGGAGCUGAAGGGCAUUUAUGCAGCCUGUUCCAGGGUCGGCAUCAAGCCCAAGAUUUGCUGUGUGAUCGUGGUAAAACGUCACCACACUCGCUUUUUCCCCAACGGGGAGCCCUCGCAGUACAACAAGUUCAACAACGUGGACCCCGGAACCGUGGUCGAUCGCACCAUCGUGCAUCCCAACGAGAUGCAGUUCUUCAUGGUCAGCCACCAGUCCAUCCAGGGCACGGCCAAGCCGACGCGCUACAAUGUGAUUGAGAACACGGGAAAUUUGGACAUCGACCUGUUGCAGCAGUUGACCUACAAUCUGUGCCACAUGUUCCCCCGUUGCAAUCGCUCGGUUUCGUAUCCCGCUCCUGCCUACUUGGCCCACUUGGUGGCAGCACGCGGUCGCGUUUACCUCACUGGAUCCACCAGGUUCCUGGAUCUGAAGGCGGAGUACGAAAAGCGCAAGAUAGUUCCUGAAUUUAUGAAGACAAACCCCAUGUACUUUGUCUAAACUCUGAAUCGAAAUCUUAAUAUGGAC
Drosophila subpulchrella is the source of this 2422-nucleotide messenger RNA. Its product is annotated as protein argonaute-2-like. The transcript is spliced from 6 exons. NCBI's taxonomy places the organism in Eukaryota, Metazoa, Arthropoda, Insecta, Diptera, Drosophilidae. The coding region runs from base 35 to 2395 and encodes 786 amino acids. The record is from RefSeq and is a predicted model, not a curated record. Gene Ontology annotation, molecular function: RNA binding; protein binding.